Molecule: messenger RNA, 984 nt
Organism: Lingula anatina
Lineage: Eukaryota; Metazoa; Brachiopoda; Lingulata; Lingulida; Lingulidae
Product: neurotrypsin-like
Cellular component (GO): membrane
Source: RefSeq, a predicted model, not a curated record
AUGUCAGUUGAAGUGAGAUUGGUUGGUGGUGCUCGUGCCGGUGAAGGCAGAGUCGAAGUGCUUCACAACGGUGAAUGGGGCACUGUCUGUGAUGACGACUGGGAUGACAAAGAUGCCCGUGUGGUCUGCAUAAUGCUUGAUUACAAUCCAAGCGGCUCUGUUUCCUUUUACGGUGCUCAAUUCGGCAAAGGUACUGGUAACAUUCUUAUGGAUAACGUUGCCUGCACUGGAGGUGAGAUCUCUAUCAAAGAUUGCAGUCACAACGGUUGGAAGACACACGACUGUGCUCACUCUGAGGAUGCUGGUGUCAGAUGUCGCACAACAACAACAACAGCUGUUAAAGUAAGAUUGGUGGAUGGUUCUUGUGUCAGUGAGGGGAGAGUUGAGGUGUUCCAUAACGGUGAAUGGGGCACUGUCUGUGAUGACGGCUGGGAUGACAACGAUGCCCGUGUGGUCUGCAGAAUGCUUGGUUACAAAAACAAUUAUUCCGUAUCCUUAUCCGUCUCUCAUUUCGGUGGAGGGACUGGUACUAUUCUAAUGGAUAACGUGGCCUGCUCUGGGAACGAAGCAUCUAUCAAAGAUUGCGGACACAACGGUUGGAGGUCACACAACUGUGGUCACUAUGAGGAUGCUGGUGUCAGAUGUUCCACAGCAGGGCCUGCAGGUGUUGAAGUGAGAUUGGUGGAUGGUGCUCGUGCCCUUGAGGGGAGAGUUGAGGUGUUCCAUAAUGGUGAAUGGGGCACUGUCUGUGAUGACAGCUGGGAUGACAACGAUGCUCGGGUGGUCUGCAGAAUUUUUGGUUACAACGACAGCGUUGCAACUGCAGUCGGUAGUGCUACGUUUGGCAAAGGUUCUGGAUCCAUUCUAAUGGACGAAGUGGCUUGUACUGGUGGUGAAAGAUCCCUGAAAGACUGCCCCCAUGAAGGAUGGGGAUCGCACGACUGUACACACUCAGAAGAUGCUGGUGUCAGGUGUUUGCCAUAA